Messenger RNA from Naegleria gruberi, 1323 nucleotides. RefSeq lists its product as uncharacterized. Gene Ontology annotation, molecular function: ubiquitin protein ligase activity. The coding region runs from base 1 to 1254 and encodes 417 amino acids. NCBI's taxonomy places the organism in Eukaryota, Heterolobosea, Eutetramitea, Acrasida, Naegleriidae. The record is from RefSeq and is a predicted model, not a curated record. The transcript has a single exon. Gene Ontology annotation, biological process: ubiquitin-dependent protein catabolic process; protein polyubiquitination.
AUGUCCAGAAAAACAUCAUCAUUCAAAGAGGCUCAGGCAUUUAACAAGACGAAAGAGCUUAUCGAGAAAUUACCCUUCUUAGUACCUUUAGAAAUAAGAUUAAAGAUAUUCAAGGAAGUUAUUGCAAUGGAUAGAGACUAUUGUUAUGAUUUACAGCAUUUCAUAGAACCUAUUGGAAUAAGAAGGGAACAAAUAUUUGAGGAUUCUUAUGCCAAAUUGAACAACCUUUCCCCUCUUCAAUUGAAAGGAAGAGUAAGAGUGCAAUUUAUUGAUCAACAUAACACUGUAGAGGAUGGUAUUGGCCUUGGCCCAUUGAGAGAAUACUUGUUCGAAUUGAGCAAACUUGCAUUCAGCAAUAGCUAUGGACUUUUCAAAGCAACCGAUGAUGGUCGUUUAUAUCCAAAUCCUAAUUCCUCAAUAAUUUAUCCAGAUGGUCUUGAUUUGAGAUUUUAUAACUUUUUGGGGAAGAUAUUAGGCAAGGCAAUUUAUGAUGCCAUUGUUAUUGACUUACCAUUUGCCAAAUUUUUCGUUUCAAAAUUAAUGAAGGGUAACAACAAUGAUUUAAUUAAUGAUUUGGCUACAUUUGACAAGGAAUUACAUCGUAACUUGCUCUUUUUGAAAAAUAAUAAUAAUGCAGGAGAUUUGGGAUUGAAUUUUACUAUUGUGGAUGGAGAUGAAUUAUCUGGCAGAAUUGCAAGACAAUUGAUACCAAAUGGUGAAAAUAUUGCAGUGACUGACAGCAACAAACUCUCCUUUAUUUUCAGAGUUGCUAAUUAUAAGCUCAACCACCAAAUUAAGAGUCAAUCAGAUGCAUUCAUGAAGGGAUUGAAUGAAAUUGUACCUUCAUCAUGGAUUUCUCUUUUUGAUGAAAAUGAAUUUAUUGAUAUUAUCUGUGGAAGUGAUAGUCCAAUCGAUAUUGAUGACCUAUAUGCCAAUACAGAGUAUGGAAGUGGUUACAGUCAAGAACAUCCAACCAUUCAAAUGUUUUGGGAUGUUGUCUUUAAUGAUUUGACCUCUUCACAACACGUCUUGUUACUCAAAUUCAUUAGUUCAAUUUCAAGACCACCACUGCUCGGAUUUAAAGAUAUGCACCCAAAGAUUUGUAUUCAAAGAGUGACUGACACCUCUCGUUUACCAACUUCCAGUACUUGCUACUCUCUUUUGAAACUUCCAAGCUAUAGAGAUAGAGAAACCUUGAAGGAAAAAUUGAUUCAAGCCAUUGAACAAGGUACUCAAUCAUUUGGUCUCACAUAAUAUAAUUUUUGUAACAUUUCUAAAAUCAAAAAUAAAUUAAACCAUUGUAAGAAAUUAAACCAAAAAAAA